Chrysemys picta bellii (western painted turtle) is the source of this 4770-nucleotide messenger RNA. The record is from RefSeq and is a predicted model, not a curated record. NCBI's taxonomy places the organism in Eukaryota, Metazoa, Chordata, Testudines, Emydidae.
UCGCGCGCGCCGGGAGCGGGGACGGUUGAGAGCGCGAGGCGAACUUCGCCGCCUCCAGAACUCUGCCGCCGACUGAUUCGCCUCCGUGCGGCCCGGGACGUCCGAGGGGCCGGCGCCGUGGCGGGGCAGCGGCGCUCACGAAAAAACACCAACAGUCCAGAAUUUAUGAAGAGCUCUACAGUAACCAGUCUGCACAUGAAAUGGAAGGGGAACAGAUUAUGGCAGCUGAUUUCUGUUUCAAUCUUCCAAGUGGUUGCUAUAAACAGUUAUCUGGUUGGGUGCCGUCGGAGCGGAGUUCCAGGCACCGUUCCACGCCGAGUACAAAAUAUCGGCGGGACAGGGGAAGACGCCGUAGACGCUCUCAUUCUCGGCAUAGCUACCGAAGCCGCUCUCGACACGGGCGCCAUCGCCAGUCACAUUCCAGCUCUCUCACCUCGAGGCACCGUGCCCACGGUUCCCGGCGGGGAUCACCAGCUCCACAUCAUCACAGAUCCAGGCGUCGAAGCGUCUUGAGGAGUAGCAGCUCGACGCAGCACCGUUCGUCGACGUCAGAGUCCCAGUCCCCUGGCAGACAUCGCUCGAUACCCCGCUUGUACCGCUCCCACUGCACCCAUAGGUCAUUGGUAACCUUGACCUUUACGCAGCGCCCUACGACUCAGCCGGGCCAACCUGACCAGCUGGUGCCGCCGGUGCCACACCAGAGUCAAUGGCAAGGGCCCCCAUAGCAAGGCCAGUGGUGCCAGUGGAGCCCCUGGCACCCUGUGCACGCCCAGCAAGGCCCUCAGUCAAUAGCACGGGCAUCAGAGGCUCCUUCAGACUCACUAUCCAGAUCUCCGAGGAUCCUCGGCACCGCACGAGGAGUCCGACCAAAGGGUGGAUCCCGUGGCACCGGCCGACGUGCAGAGCCCCGUACCGGCCCCCUCCCCCGCAGGAGGACUUCAGGGCUAGGGCUACUAAAGUGAGUUGCAUCCAGUCUCUAACUCCAAGCUGAGGAGAUGAAGGGACCCUCAGACUCACUGUUUAACGUGCUCUCAUCCUCGGUACCCGGCAGAGUGGCCCUCCCGCUGCACGAAGAGGUGGCUAACAUCUCCAAUGCCCUCUGGCGAAUGCCGGCCUCCUUCGCCCCGAUAUCGAAAAAGACAGAGCGCAAAUACUUCGUGCCAACGAAAGGGCAUGAAUACCUUUAUAACCCACCCGGCCCCCAACUCCCUAGUGGUGGAGUCCGUAAAUAAUAGGGAAAGACAGGGUCAACCAGGACCCACACCCAAAAAUAAACUCUAAAAGACUGGACUCUAUUUGGCAGGAAGCUUUAUUCAUUGGCCAGCUUCCACCUCUGGGUGGACAACCACCAGGCCCUCCUCAGUCGAUAUGAGUUUAACUUGUGGGGGAGUUUAACUUAUGUUCACUGCUGAAAUUCGAGCCCUCCCUUCCGGAGCGCAAAAGGAAGGAUUUUAAGGUGCUGGUGGAGGAGGGCGCCGCUGCAAAAAGGGCUGCUCGGCAGGCGGCGGCGGAUGCAGCUGACACGGCUGCUCAGUCCAUGGCCUCGGCCGUGUCCCUGCGCAGGGCAUCGUGGCUACUGCUGCCUGGGCACUCCACGGAGGCGCAGUCUGUGAUGCAGGAUUUCCCUUUGACAGCAAGGACCUGUUCACAGAACAAACAGACAUGAGGCUCCAUGGCAUGAAGGACUCAUGUACUACCCUUCAAACCCUCGGACUCUACGUCCAGCCCAAGGAAAAGCCUAAGACGCAAGCCUCCGUCCCUGCGCCCCAGCCAAGAUACGAGCCCGCUUACAAGAGGUCCAAGACCCAAAAGAGGCGACCUCAGAGGCAGUGUCGCUCUGCCCCGCAGCCUAGGCCCUCCAGGGGCAAGCAGCAGGGCAAGAGCCGGUUUUGACUGGUUGCAGGAGGGUACCCCGGUGACCCCCAAGAGGACCCUCCUACCAAUAAAGUUUGCCUUCAGCAACCGCUUGUGUGCGUUCCUUACGGAAUGGUCCCAAAUAACAUCAGACCAACGUAUCAGAGAGGUAGCUGUGUUUAGUCUGGAGUCUUAAAGGUGUUAGUCUUAAAGGUGCCACAGGACUCUCUGUUGCUUUUAUCAGACCAAUAGGUCCUCAACACCAUUUCCCAGGGUUACAUACUACAAUUUCUCACCCCCACCCUCCCACCCCCUCGCUCAGAUGGCAAGGGGGAUCCGUCACAUUUACCCCGCUACAGCAGACAGUGGGUCAGCUCCUCAGCUUGGGAUACGUGGAGAAGGUUCCAGGGGAGUUCCGGGGGAAAGGGUUUUACUCCCGUUACUUCCUGAUCCCCAAGGCGAAAGGGGGGCUUAGGCCCAUCCUGGAUCUGCGAGACCUCAAUCAGUUCAUGGCAAAAUGCCGGUUCUGCAUGGUCUCUCUGGCAUGUAUCGUACCCGUUCUGGACCCCGGCGAUUGGUAUGCGGCCCUGGACCUUCAGGACGCCUACUUCCAUAUUUAUAUAUUCGAGGGGCACAGACGCUUCCUCCAUUUCCUAGUGGGACAGGACCACUACCAAUUUACGGUCCUCCCAUUUGGCCUGUCCACCGUGCCCAGAGUAUUCACAAAGUGUAUGGCGGUAGUGACGGCCUAUCUCAGACGCCGAGGGGUACAGAUAUUCCCCUACCUCGACUGGCUGCUCAAGGGCAGCUCGCGGUCCCAGGUACAGAACCACGUGGACCUGCUCUUGGCUACGUGUGCCGACUUAGGCCUCCUAGUAAACGAGGCCAAGUCGACAUUGGUUCCGGUGCAGUGCAUAGAAUUCAUAGGCGCUCUCCUGGAUGCCUCCAAGGCCACAGUCUUCCUUCCCCUGGACAGGUUCCAGACCCUGAAGGGGCUUAUAGCCUUGGACACAGAGUUCCCCGUCACCACAGCCAGGGCAUGCCUGCGGCUCCUGGGCCCAUGUGGUGGGGUGCAUGCACGUGGUCCACCACGCCAGGCUUCGGAUGAGGCCCCUCCAACUCUGGUUGGCCUCAGAGUUCUCCCAGGCCCAGGACAAACUGGACAAGGUCCUCUCGGUACCGGCAUGGGUGAUCACCACGCUACAAUGGUGGUCCUGCCCGGCCAAUAUGCUCCAGGGAAUUCCCUUCUGGGACCUGACCCCAUCACUGGACCUAGUGUCCGAUGCGUCGGACCUGGGUUGGGGGGCCCACAUAGGGAACUCAUAGACCCCAGGGGUGUGGUCAGCUGCUGAGCUGUCCCUUCACAUAAACGUCAGGGAACUCAGGGUGAUACGCUUAGCCUGUGUGGCGUUUGGCUCACAGCUGCGCGACAAGGUGGUCAGAGUACUCACGGACAACACUGCUGCGAAGUUUUACAUCAACAGGCAAGGCGGGACGAGGUUCUCGACCCUCUGACUGGAAGCCCUCAGCCUCUGGGAGUUCUGUAUAGCCCACGACAUCUCCCUGAAGGCUUUCCACCUGCCAGGCAUCAACAACACACAGGCCGAUCGCUUGAGCAGGGUUUUCUCCUCCCAACACGAGUGGUUGCUCCACUCGGAGGUCACUCACCAGCUCUUCCGAGCGUGGGACACUCCCCAAGUAGACCUGUUUGCGACCCGACAGAACCACCAUUGCCAUAGGUUCUGUUCCAGAGGAUGGUGGGGGGGAACGCGAUCUCAGAUGUCUUCCUCUUGUCAUGGUUGGGUCAACUCCUUUAUGCCUUUCCCCUGUUUCCCCUCAUUGGCAAGGUCCUGGAGAAAGCGAAAACAGACAAGGCGUCCUCCUGAUCACCCCAGCUUGGUCCCGGCAACAUUGGUACAGGACCCUCCUGGGCUUGCUUGUGGCCCCUCCGUGGCCGUUGUCACUCCGCCCGGACCUACUCUCCCAGGACCAGGGCCGCUGCCUCCACCCCAAUCUGGCCACCCUCCGUUUGACAGCGUGGCUGAUCAAGGGCUAGAUGUGGAGGAGAGAAGGUGUUCAGAAGGGGUCAGGCAUGUCCUCCUCGAAAGUAGAAAGCCAUCCACGCGCCGAGCCUACCUAGCGAAGUGGUCCAGGUUCUCCAGGUGGGCAGGCGAGUGGGGUACUUCCCCAGUGUCUGCCCUGCUCCAACUUAUCCUUGAGUACCUUCUUCACCUUAGAACUCAAGGCCUGGCCCCUUCCUCUGUCAGAGUGCACCUGGCAGCUAUUUUGGCGUUCCAUCCGCUAGUCCAGGGCUGCUCAGUUUUCUCCCAUGCCAUGACCAGGCGUUUCCUCAAAGGGCUAGACUGGUCCUUUCCUUAUGCUAAAACCCCUGUCCCUCAGUGGGAUCUAAAUUUGGUGUUAUCCCGCCUCACGGGACCCCCGUUUGAACUCCUGGCCACAUGCUCAUGGUCUCACCUUUCAUGGAAGGUAGCCUUCCUCGUGGCCAUCACGUCAGCCCCGCUUGAUGUGCGCAGAGCUUUUUAUCUGGAUUGGACUAAGCCAUUCCGCAGCUCUUUGCAACUCUUUGUUGCUUCAGCUGAGCGCAUGAGGGGUCAACCGAUCUCCACCCAGAGGCUUUCCCGGUGGAUUACAUCGUGCAUCCACACAUGCUACGACUUAGCAGGGGUUCCUGCACCACCUAUCAUAAGGGCUCACUCGACAAGGGCUCGGGCCUCAUCGUCAGCCUUUGUACAUGCGUUCAUGUCGCGCUAUGCGAUCGUCUCCCACGCCAGGGAUGACGCUGUUUCGGUAGAGCUGUGCUUCAGCCAGGGAAUCUGUGAACUCCUACCCACCUCCAUCAGACAUAGCUUGCAAUCACCUACUGUGGAAUACACAUGAGUAAUCACUCAAAGAAGA